GUCAGUCGUGAUUGUAGCGCGAGGGGUGAGGGUGCCGCGCCGCUGUCCGGUGUUUUCUGAGAAUGUCUGGCUGCGCGCUCAGGUAGUGCGAUGGAGGUGCACUGUUGGAGGAUCGGAUGGACCCUGUUUGUGUGUCUGGCUGCUGCUGUUACCACGGGAGAGGCUCUCACAUGUGACUGGAAAGGGAGUGGUCUGGCGCACGGCUCACCCGGCCACGUGACGGUCGUCUCCCUGGGCUGUGCCGCCGGCCAGGUCGAGUGGCGCUAUCCUCAGGGCGCUCUUCGGGUGUCCCUCGAUCCAUCCAACGCCUUCGACUUCCGCGCCUGUCUUCGCGUCGAGAACGGCAGCCGUGGCGCGCGUCUCUUCGUCGAGGGUCAUCGACGUCUUCAACUUCUUUGGGCGGAGGAUGAUGGCCAGGCAGUUGACAAGUGGCGAUGCUUCGCUUCGCGCGGAGGCUCGGCUUCGCUGUAUGUGGAGGCGCCUGGCGAAGCAGCGGACCCGCUAGGAAGGAGUGGGGUGACGUUCGAGUAUGAUGCUCAGCCGACCGAGACUGGACGGCUGUGGGAUGACAUGGAAGACUGUCGUCCGUGCACGGAUGAGGAGGCCCUUCUGAACUACUGCACCAGCGACUUUGUGGUCCGAGGCCGAAUUACCAGCGUCGAGCAUCACGAACAUCUCGAUCGCAGCGCCCUCUUUGUUCGGGCCGACCGCGUCAUCCGACAAACCAACGACAUCUUCCGGGCGCCGACGGAACUAACAGUUGGCGAUGCGCCCGCCAGGGAUCUGGGCAAUCACAUCAGCGAAAGAUAUCGUCCGGCGCUUCUGGACGCGCUCUCGGGGGCCGCUGAGGCGGCGACGGAGUGGAGGGGUCGUGUGCACGUGCCGCGACACUGUGGCGCCCAUGAGGGGCGUGGACACUACAUUCUGAUGGGCAGACACCGACUGGGUGUGCCGAUGGUCACGUGCUCGCUGGCUGCAGAAGAGUGGAGACGCAUCAAGGCGACAGCCGAGCGGGCCGGAACCAAUGAGUGUAUGCUGCAGGCGUAGCAUGCGAGCCACGUGCAAUGCGAUAGGGGUGGCAGUGAGGGGAAAUCGGGGACUUGUGGGGUUCCAUUGAUUAGAAGAAAACUCAGCACAGAAAACCACACAUCAACGGAGAUGAUUUUUGUUUAACGACGCAUUCGCCAUUCUCAAAGGAGAUGAUUAAUGUCGCGUUAGAUUGCUUAUCAUCUCGUUCCAACCGUGAGAUCGGAAUCAUGAUUUUAGCGGAGUUGUGCAUUGCUUUCAUCUAGACGACGGAGGAGGGUUCCAUAGAUGUCACGCGAUUUUGUGGGAUGGCGGGCACCCCUGUACGAAACAGGGGCGAUCUGUGAUAUAUGCGUGUAUGUCUGUGUGUGGGUGUAUGUAUAUACUGUGCAAUCGGUGUCAUAAACGUAACUAGCCGGCUAGGCUCGUUAGCAUGCCUUAGUCGAAGUGCCAAGAAAAUCGCCCAAAUUUGGGCAUUACUGAUAACGCCUUGGGCCGGAUAUUAUCAAUCAGUAGGGUAGUCUCAUAAUUCUGCAAAUUAUUUUAAUCUACAUGGCUUGCUGUUGAUCUACAUUUCUUCCCGGUGAGGCCUAACUUCUUCGCCUCAAAUAAUGCAUUCCUGCAUGCCUUAUGUUCUAUAUAGAGCGCCGCCGGUUGUUCGCCGAAACCUUAGCGUUUAUUGGCGGUAGGCCGUAAGCGGUGACCGUUUAACCUUUGACCCAGCGCUGUGACUUUGCUCGCCGCUGAACUGCGGUGCUGACUCGCUCGCGGUCGCUGCAGCGCUAUGGAGCAACAGGGUAUGUGAUUGUGUUGCGUCUUGAGGUCGGUGGACCGCUUCACGAAACGACAGUGUGCCAUCGUACGCUUGAAAAGUUUCUCGCGUAAAUGUAUUUCUUACAAUAUUUGUGACUUAUGAUCUCCAUGAUUCUCGGAAUUUCCAUGCAAAACAUUGUUUUUACCCAGACGGUAAAUGUUUUUUUUUCCUGCUCAUAGACCUCUAACUAUCGUAUACAGAGGUCUAAGUUUUAUCUUUAUUUUACCAUCAUGAACUUCGCAUGUUUGCCGACAGAGUUGAUUUUAUCCAUCACGUUGUGCGUUAUGUCGUUGUGUGAGGCGGUCCACCGACCACUGUUAGCUUAGAAGGUGGCCCGACUUCGUUCUGGGCCCGUGAAUUCUGAUGUGCCAACCCUGGGGUGACGGGCGGCCACCGUGACCCCUUGACCUUUCGGUACAGCUGACCGAGCUCACGGCUGUUCAGCCGCGCCGGCGUUACGCGGUUGCCAUGGUAACGUGCGCACUGUGCCGCGCUGUCGGGAGCAAUGGUCGCAGGCCGUGCCCUGUUCAAGUUGAGAGCCCCUGACGGGCUAACGCCGGCCGUGGUUUGUGAACCACUGGUCUGUGAUCUCGAGAGUACGAUUGCGUUGUUUGAAGCCUGUUUCACAAUGUACAGUGAAUACAUUUAUCCGUACGAA
Amphibalanus amphitrite is the source of this 2498-nucleotide messenger RNA. Its product is annotated as meteorin-like protein. The record is from RefSeq and is a predicted model, not a curated record. Gene Ontology annotation, molecular function: hormone activity. The transcript is spliced from 4 exons. Bases 91 to 1047 code for a protein of 318 amino acids. Lineage: Eukaryota; Metazoa; Arthropoda; Thecostraca; Balanomorpha; Balanidae.